CAGUCCAGUUCGGUCCAUCUGCCACACAAGUUAGCUUCACAGAGACACGGGUGAAGCCGACUGCGCCAACAUACAGGGAUCGGUAGAUGAAGAGAAGCGGCACCACCACCACGGCGAUGCUGCAACCCAGGUAAAGGCAAUUGUAUUUUUAUAUGUCGCAUGCAGUCUUGCAAUGCUAUGACGUGUUUAUUAGAUGACGCCUUUGGCAAUGUACAACAUUGUACAUUUGGAUGGGUGGGUGAGUGGGUAGGUACGUAGAUAGAUAGAUAGAUAGAUAGAUAGAUAGAUAGAUAGAUAGAUAGAUAGAUAGAUAGAUAGAUAGAUAGAUAGAUAGAUAGAUAGAUAGAUAGAUAAACAGAUAGAUAGAUGGAUAGAUGGAUAGAUAGAUAGAUAGAUAGAUAGAUAGAUAGAUAGAUAGAUAGAUAGAUAGAUAGAUAGAUAGAUAGAUACAGACAGAUAAAUAGAUAGAGACAGACAGGCAGGCCGAUAGAUAGAUAGAUAGAUAGAUAGAUAGAUAGAUAGAUAGAUAGAUAGAUAGAUAGAUAGAUAGAUAGAUAGAUAGACAGACAGACAGAUAGAUAGAUAGAUGGAUAGAUGGAUAGAUGGAUAGAUAGAUAGAUAGAUAGAUAGAUAGAUAGAUAGAUAGAUAGAUAGAUAGCUGCCCUGGCUUUGGUAGCCCCUCACCGGCAGUGUUUCACAGUUACUGGAGUCGUUUACACCGGAUUAGCAGGGAUUAUCCAUUUACAGUAUUUAGAAGCAUGAGUCGCCAUCUGUCUGUCUUCGUCGUGGCGAGGGAGACGCCCGCACAUAACUCCAAAUCACUCACGUUACUGAAUGCAGCAAAGAAGCUAAUUGAAACGACCAACCUGUGUGAGUUCGUCGACACAAACGAAGAAGGUCACAACAGCUCACCUUCUGCUGCUCAUGGGCUUCCAUUCUCUCAUGAUGCGGACAGACCACAAAGGCCGAAGUGCCUCUCCUCACAGGAUUUCAUAUGAGUCUGACUUCCAUGCCAUUAAAUGCUCAUUUGACAGCGGCACCGGCCUCAAGCACGGCUCCAAGAAAGCCUCUUCCCGGUGUUCUUCAUUGCACCAGGCAAGCCUACCAAGCAGCCUCUCAGAUCCCCUCGUGUCCCUCCCGAGCAUUGGCCAAGGGAGAACCCACAGCACCAGAGGGACUAAAAUUAGGGACAACAUCUUCCUCCAAAUGGACAGCCAUCAGUUGAGACAAAACUGUGGCUCAGUGCAAUGUAGUGGUAGUGCAGCGGCCCUCCUUCCUCUUCACAAUCCCAACCUGCAGCUCCAAAUGUCACCGUUUUCCGCUGCCAGACAUUUGGUCACGGGCUCCGUUCAAAGCACCGUCGCCAGCAUUUCAACGCCUGAAACCUUCUUACAAGAUAAACCAGACAGAUCAGAGGAGAUAAAGGAUAUAGACAGGGCUGCUUUAGCGCAAAAGUUCUCUGUGACCAGGAAGUUGUUUGAGACUAAAGUGACAGGGGCUGCCAGUCGAAGGCAGGUGUCAAAAUGUCCUCUGAGCAAAGACGAAAAGGACUGCUUCGAUGACUACAAAUGCACAAAAGAACCGCUCAUAAAUAUGUCCUUUCCAAAGACCUCUUUAACAACAAACCUUAAUUCUCUUAUGUCAGAUGUCCUCAGUGGGGAAUCAACUAAAUCUCUCUCUAGCGCAGAGGAGCAUGGGCACUCCCCAGCAGGCGAAUGGAAGGAAGAAAAGGAGCCCGAAAGAGCCACUCUUGACUCUAGCAUGACCGCUGAGGAGCCACUCAGGGCACAGCUCGUCCAUGUGAAAUCAUCAGAGAGUGAUGAAAGCGAGGGGAAGGAUAAAGAAUGGGUUGUAUGUAAGGGAGAGGAUUUUAUGGGCGACACUGUGCAUGUUGAAGACCUGGUGGAUGAUGUUUUUGAAGAUCCCAGUGUGGAAACGCUACAUCCUUACUUGGUGGAACUAAACGCAAGAGGCUGUAGAUCCAUAACAGACAAGUAUGAGCAGGUGAAUGAACAAUUCUGGGAGGAGCCAAGCCAACUUACUGACGAGCCGAGAGAGAAGCACUACGACAUGGGUGAAGUUUUGCCAGAAAAUUCAGAAAAAGAGGAUGUUAACAAGACUUGCAGACAAAUUGCAGUGGAAAAGGAAGCUGGUGUGACACCUGAGAUGGAGGAAUGUGCCAAUACAGAGCCACAGGAAGAGGAGAGGAGAGAAGAAAGGAGCGAGGGAAUAGUUGACAUAAACGGAAGCAAAGAGGCACUUCAUUGCAGGAUUGUGAACAAAUGUUUAAAGGAGGAGUCCUGUGUGGAGCAUACAACAUCUCAAGGACAAGUUCUGGAAAACUCUCUGCACACGGGAAACCGGUGUUCAUUGGAAUAUGAAGAAAUUCCCGGCAUUCCUAAACUGUCUGACGAGGAUGAUGAUGAUGAUGCUGCAGAAGACCUAAAGAGAACGGUCCGUUUCUCCUCGGCACCAAUCAAGGUGUAUAGCACCUACUGUAACUCAGAGUACGACAGAUGCAAUGAAGAUAUUGACCCAGUGUCUGCCUCGGCCGAGUAUGAACUGGAGAAGAGAGUGGACAGGAUGGAAGUUUUUGAAGUGGAGAUUGAAAAGGGAGAUGAUGGGCUGGGCAUCAGUAUCAUCGGAAUGGGGGUAGGAGCGGACCAGGGCCUGGAGAAACUAGGAAUCUUUGUCAAGACAGUCACUGAAGGUGGAGCAACACAUCAGGAUGGAAGGAUUCGGGUGAAUGACCAGAUAGUGGAGGUGGAUGGCUUGAGUUUGGUUGGAGUCUCUCAGCUGUUUGCAGCAACAGUGCUCAAGAAUACAUCAGGCCUGGUCAAGUUUCUGAUUGGCCGAGACAAGGAGGGGGUGGAGAGUGAGGUGGCACGCUUAGUCAACGAAAGCCUGGAAAUGGAGAAAGCGUCUCAAAAGAGUCCAAGGACAAGUGGGGAAUUAGAAACUGAUGUUAGCAUGUCAGAGGCUAUGUCAGUACCCGAGGAUGAAGAUGAAGAGGACGAAAUGUCUGUACUUUCUUGUCUGGAUAACGACCAACUGUACCUCAAAUACCAGAAGCUUCAAUCCAAACUGCAAAGAAGAACAGCCCAGCUUCAAAGUGCUAGAGAGAAGUUGAAGGCAUAUGAGGAGGAGCGGGCGAGCUGGGAGAGCCAGAAGGCACAGCUGGAACAAAAAGUGGAGGAUGGAGAAGAGAAAGCUGACAAGCUGGAGAAGUAUUGGCAAGAGGCCCAGACACUGUGCAGGGUGGUGAGCCAACGACUGGCUGAUGCCCAGAGCCAAUCAGACAGCCUGGAAAUCAAGUAUGGCAAGGCCAAGAGACUGGUCAGAGAGUACCAGAGCAGUUUUUUCAGAGAGGAGGACGCAGACAGCAGGGAAGCAGAAUUGCGUCAAGAAAUGGAAGAGAGAGACAAGAAGCACAGGGAGACCAUUGAAAGGCUUCAACUUCAGCUGGAGAGAAAAGAACCAGCAACAACAGGGAAGUCUGUCUCUGUGGACCCACCAGUGCCAGAUCCAGAAUGGUACAUUGCCGUUCCUGACACAGAACGACUGGACUGCAGUGCACACACAGCUCGAAGUCAGCUGGCCCAGAAUUUCAAACGUCAUCCACCUUCACGAGACAAACUCAGGGAGAGCCUUAGAAAAGAGCAGGAAGAAGGUCAAAAGCCACAGGAGAGCCAAUCACAGUCCGAAGGGGUUGUACAGAGGAGCAGCGAAGUUGAACUUUCCAAUUCUUCCUCUUUCUCAGUCGAAAGCCCUGCCACAGCAUCUGUCUUCACACCCCCACUCUACAUCGCUGACAGCACCACCAUCAUCACCCUGCCAAUCAAAUCCUCCACAUCCAGGAAAUCCAAAAGAAAAAUCCCUGACUUCAGUGGCCUUCGUAAGUCUCUAAGCAAGAGGAAGAGUGAAAAACUGCAGAGAAGGUCCAUGAACAGCAGGGCGUCUUGUGGUGACCUGGUGGACGAGCCGGCUGAAGUUUCUCCAUCAGGCUCUGUGACCUCCAUGCCCUCGUGCUUGCCCUUCACCUGGUUUGGAGAGCGAGGGAGGGAGAAAGAGGUGGAGGGGGAGAGGGCAAAAGGGAACAGGGAGAAGCUGCGGUCUGUAUCCAGCAGCAGUUUGCCUUACAUGACCACCUCUGGGAGAAGAGAUCAGAGUGUUGGCUCUCGAAUGGAUAGCUUCAGCAUGGGGGGUCACGGCUCUAAUCACUCUCUCUCUGGACACUCACACACUUUGACCUUUUCUUCCACGGAGACCUUGGACGACAACCCUAUGACGACAACCCUAUGCCGGGCUAACAACAACCAAUGGCAAAGUCAACCUGUGUUGGAGUGGAGCAGCCAUCAGGUGUGUCUGUGGUUGCUGGCCAUGAACAUGGAGCAAUACAUGAGCGACUUUUCAGCCAGAGGUGUAGACGGGGCACAGCUGCUCAACAUGGACACCGACAAACUCAAGGUCAUGGGCGUGUGUCAAAGUGACCGAGCUUCUCUAAAGAAGAAGCUGAAGGAGAUGAAGAAACGAGAGGAAAAAGAAGAGCGGGGAAGGGAAAAAAGGCACAAGGAGUCAUCCAAGCGAAAAGAGAAGAAUUUUGAGAGUAAUGGUGUGGUGAUAGAGAACACAUCUGCAGUGGAGUCACGACAUAGUGGAAGAAUUGCCAGAACUGAGUCACUCCUCUAGGAGAACUUAGAAGAACUUUAAAUUUCCACCAGCAUGUUUGCAUCAGCACACUCACAAAAGGAUGACCUUGGUUACCAUUUCCCUCAGAAUUUUAUUUAUAUUAUGAUGGGACAACAAAUGUGUCAAAUUUUCAGCACUUGUGUAAUUAUGUUUUUAUACUUGAUCUUUAAAUUAUGUAUGAUUUUAAAUGUCAUGUUUUAAUAAAUAAUGCUUUCAAUCCACAUUUAACCUGUCUUUCAAUUUGAAAUUACAUUACACACAUGAAUAUGGCAACUUUAAAAUGUAUUCUUUGAAUUGAAUCUUUUUGCAAAAUUCCACUUUGCUGUUUUACAUGGCAGUCAUUCCACAAUGUACUAAUUAAGGCAGCUGUAUUGUUGGGAAAAAUAGAUGGAAAAGUAACACGUGUUAGCAUUACAUGACUCUUUGGUCUGUAUAGUGCGUAACAGAAAGUACCCCUUGAGUGAAUAAAUACAAAAAUGCAAAAAAAAAAAAAAAAAUAAUUAUAAAAUAUGAAUUCCCUGACACCCUCUUUUCCCACUCCAUCCCACCCCACACUGGAAACACAAAAUGUACAAAAUAAGAUUUAACCUGAUCAUCUAGUGUAUGACACUGGAAGUGUUUGUACUUGCAUUGAAAAGUAAAAAUCAGCCCCUGAAGCAGAAACUUUGAUCAAAGUAUUUUGGACUGUGACCUGUUUAAAAACAAAUGUACAAAUGAUAUCUCGUCUUGGUAUUUACAGUCACCCAGAAUGUUAUUCAGGGUUAAGAAUAAUGUUCGUUGUCGUGCCAGGUUGUCACCCAGGAUUUCUUUUCCAGGUUUUGCCAAUCCGCGUUUACGUCUCUGUCCUCCCGUUUAAUCCGAACUGCGUUGUAACUGGGAACCUUGUCUUCGUGUUUGGCCCGCUUGAAGAAGCCACACUGCGGGAGGAAAUAUGAGAUGUCAGUGUGAAGAAGAAAAGGAUGAAUGUGUUAAGUGGCUGUAAGUGCAACAGUGACCAAAAGGAAAGAGCAAA
Molecule: messenger RNA, 5701 nt
Organism: Phycodurus eques (leafy seadragon)
Lineage: Eukaryota; Metazoa; Chordata; Actinopteri; Syngnathiformes; Syngnathidae
Product: neurabin-1-like
Exons: 21
Coding region: 925-4689 (1254 amino acids)
Biological process (GO): neuron projection development; actin filament organization; calcium-mediated signaling
Cellular component (GO): postsynaptic density; dendrite; cytoplasm
Molecular function (GO): actin filament binding
Source: RefSeq, a predicted model, not a curated record